Messenger RNA from Lichtheimia ornata, 1545 nucleotides. RefSeq lists its product as uncharacterized. The coding region runs from base 1 to 1545 and encodes 514 amino acids. The record is from RefSeq and is a predicted model, not a curated record. The transcript is spliced from 4 exons. NCBI's taxonomy places the organism in Eukaryota, Fungi, Mucoromycota, Mucoromycetes, Mucorales, Lichtheimiaceae.
AUGUUUGCAAAGUCGAAACGUUUUCCUGAAGCCACCAAAGAUUACAUUCCCGGCCCUGGUGAAUACAACAUCCCUUCAGCAGAGGAGCUGAGUCGCCACAAGCGUUAUGGUUUCCUCAAUCAUACAAACCGUUUUAGUGCUGACGGUCCAGUGGAUAUCACUGGUGAUUUGUACCUUGGCAGCGAAAACUCCGUGGGCAGCCUUUCAAGCGAGACUCGUCUUUCACUCUCCACCAGCAGCAAUAAGACUGAGGAUGCACGUUCACGACGACAAAUGAGCGAGAUGGCUUCACAGUUUGAAAAGUAUCGUCUUGCUAUGCAAAAAGAGAUUGAAUCCUUGCAACUCAAGAAUCGAAAGUUUGAGAACAACUUGAAAUCGGUGACAUCAGAGAAGGAUGCCGCACAAGCUACUUUGCUUCACAAGGAUCAGGAACUUGCUGAAAUGCGUCUCAAGAAUGCUCAAUUACAAAAAACGGUGACCCGGCUUGAAAAGAACAUUGACAAGUCGCCCAAGGUGAUUCAGCUGCAGAAACGGGUGGACCAAGCUGAAAAGGAACUGGAAGCCAAUCAACAAGAAACGGCAUUGAUACGUGAAGCAGCCUUGCGUGAAAAAGAGGAGCUAUCAACGACCCUUUCCAAUAAAGAUGGUACGAUUGAGCAACUUGAACAGCAACUUGAACAACAACAACACACGAUGGAUGAGCUACAUACAAGGAUAUCGGAUGGCGAGGAGGAGCUCAAGAAUGUACAACAUGCACAUCAGCUGACAAUGGAUUCCUUGCACACACAAAUACAGGGGUUACAGCAUGAACUUGCCUCUACUCGUGAUCAAUUGGAGCAGCAGCAACAACAACACACACAAAUGCAAAACGAAAUAAGUGGAUUACGAGACGAGCUCAGCAACAGCUGCAUGCAAAAUGCAACGCUCGAGGCUCAAAUGCAGGACCUGAAGCACCACCAUAAAGCGGAGCAAGAGGCGUGGCAUGAGAAACAUCAAACGUUGGAACACAAUUAUGCUCAACAACAAAAAGAGCUGCGUCAACGUGCAGAUGAAAUCACCCAUCUUAGAUCUCAACUUGAUACCACUCGUCAUGAUUUGGAAACGCUGCAGCAAUCACAUGCAAAGCAAACAGCCUGCUUAGAACGCAAGAACGGACUCUGCCUUCGUCUUCAAACACAAUUUGACGUUUACAGGAACCAUGUGACAACCAUCAUGCACGCUAUGCGUGAACAAAUGAAUGCACAGCAACCUCACCAUCUCAGCCGUGAGCUUCUGGAAGCGAAAAAAUUUAUUAAUCAUCAAGCGCUUCAAAUUGAAGGACUCAAAUCAGAGUUGCACUGGAUGUCAAAAUGGAAUCGUCAACUCACCAAUCUUAUUGAUGAUCUUCACAACGAUGAUGUUGCACAAAACGGAGCCGUAGCAUCGUAUCGGUGUAGCACCCGUACCGACAACGCCCCCGCCACUACCACUACCACAACACCCUCAUCCUCAGCACGCACCACGCCACGACGUCGUCCUUACACACCAUCCCCAAUUUCAACAUGA